Messenger RNA from Periophthalmus magnuspinnatus, 4178 nucleotides. RefSeq names its product transglutaminase 2b (gene tgm2b). Lineage: Eukaryota; Metazoa; Chordata; Actinopteri; Gobiiformes; Gobiidae. The record is from RefSeq and is a predicted model, not a curated record. The transcript is spliced from 13 exons. Bases 113 to 2185 code for a protein of 690 amino acids. Gene Ontology annotation, molecular function: protein-glutamine gamma-glutamyltransferase activity. Gene Ontology annotation, biological process: peptide cross-linking.
UGCACUGGACCAAAGACACUGCACGAGACUCCGCACGGGUCAUCAGACAAACACAAGAGGACACAAGAGGACACAAGAGGACAGAAGAGGACAGAAGAGCACAGACGCAGACAUGGCACGAGAGCUGGACAUCGAGCGUGUGUCUCUGGAGUGUGAGUUUAAUAAUCUGGACCAUCGCACGGAUCUGAACGGAGUGGACCGGCUCAUCGUCAGGAGAGGACAGGCUUUUUCGAUCAGCCUCUACCUGAGGCCGGGGACCAGCUACGAGCCAGGAACCAGCGCUCUCACCUGUGUGGCAGAGACAGGUCCACAGCCCUCAGAGGAGUACGGGACCCGAGCUGUGUUCGGACUCUCCCUGAACAUCGAUACCUCUUGCUGGAGCGCGGCUGUUACGAGUCCUCCCGGGGACAUGGUGGCGCUGUCUCUGUGUGCGUCUCCACAGGCUCCUAUUGGACGAUAUACUUUGAGGCUGGGGUCGUCUGCAGAGGUCAAACUCAUCCUGCUCUACAACCCCUGGUGCUCAGGAGAUGAUGUAUACAUGGAGCGAAAGGAGGAUCUGGAAGAGUACAUUUUGGCUCAGGACGGACUCAUCUACAGAGGUGACAGAAAGUUCUUCUGGGGCAGCCCCUGGAGCUACGGACAGUUUGAGAGCGGAAUCCUGGACGCGUGUCUCCGGAUCCUGGACAUGAAUCCCAAAUGUUUGAGGAAUCCCGGGAAAGACCACUCAGGCCGGAGGAACCCCGUCUACGUCUGCAGAGUGCUCAGCGCCAUGGUGAACUGUGAUGAUGACCAUGGUGUGUUACGGGGGAAUUGGAGUAAUGACUUCUCUGGAGGAGAGAGCCCGAUGUUCUGGAGGGGCAGCGUGGACAUCCUGAGACGCUGGACAUCGAGCUCCUGUGCUCCGGUGAAAUACGGGCAGUGCUGGGUGUUUGCUGCGGUCGCCUGCACUGUGGCUCGAGCUCUGGGGAUCCCCUGCAGAGUCGUCACAAACUUCGAAUCGGCUCACGACUCCAAUGCAGACUUACUCAUCGAGUGCUGCUUAAACGAGAAGUUCGAGCGCAUCUCCGGAGUCAACGACAGAGGAGAGAGGGUCCGCACCGAAAGUUCUUGGAACUACCACUGCUGGGUGGAGGGCUGGAUGACUCGGCCUGAUCUGAAAAACCCCGACUUUAAUGGGUGGCAGGCGUUUGACGCGACACCUCAGGAGAGGAGUGACAGGGUGUACUGCUGUGGUCCAGUUCCAGUUCGGGCCAUAAAGGAGGGGAUGCUCACAGCGAAAUACGACGCCCCCUAUGUGUACGCCGAGGUAAAUGCAGACCUGGUAUUUUACCUGCAGAAAGAUGACGGCUUCAAAAAGAAGAUCAUAAACAGCACAAUGGUGGGCCAGAAAAUCAGCACCAAGAGAGUGGGCAGUGACCAAAGAGAGGACAUCACACACCUGUACAAGUAUCCUGAAGGCUCUGUGGAGGAGAGAGAAGCGUUUAAGAGGGCGGGGCAUCAGAAUAAACUCCUCAAGGAGCCAGAGCAGGGAGCGGGGCUGAAGCUGUCUAUCAAAGUGUCCGAGAACAUGGAGAAGGGCUGUGACUUUGACGUUUUUGCUCUGGUGUCAAAUGAGACAGACUCUGAGAAGGAAUGUCGCCUGCUGUUUUUGUCCCGUGUUGUCUCCUACACCGGGGUCUUGGGAGAAAACUGCGGCUUCAAGGACCUGCUCAAAGUGGUCCUGCCACCAGGGGGAGAGAGGAAAGUUCCACUAAAGCUCAACUACUCCAAGUACGGCCCUGAGCUCACACAGGACAACCUGAUCCGACUGGCCGCUCUCCUCCAGGACUACACCACUGGGAAUGUUUACCUGACCAUGAGGACUAUCGUACUGACCAACCCCGAGAUCAGGGUCCGGAUCCUGGGCGAGCCAAAGGAAAACCGUAAAUUGGCUGCAGAGAUCAGCUUGAAGAACCCUCUGCCCCAACCUCUGGACAUGUGCUGCUUCAGCAUCGAAGGGGCGAAUCUAACUGGAGGGACUGUCUUAACUGAGAGCCUGGGACAUUCAGUGGCGCCAGGAGAGGAGGCUAAAGCCAAAAUCUACUUCACGCCAUCGCACUCCGGACUCAGGAAGCUCGUGGUGAAUUUCAACAGCAGCCAACUGUGCAACGUCCAGGGCUACAAGAACGUCAUCAUCGGGAAAUAAAAAUGUAACGGGAAGACAGGAUACGUGGAAAAGAACAUGUUAAAGGACUUGAUUGAAGGAUUGAUACUCUGCAGUGACAUCACGCUGGGGGGAGGGGUACUGCAUGUAUGUCUAUGGAGCAAUGUUUAGCGGUUACCUUGGUGACACAUUGCAUACAUUAGCAAACACUGCCAAAAAGGUUUUAAGAUUGUCUGAAAACUCAAGAAAAAAAAUAUAUUUAAAGUGAUUUAAAGAGCUCAUGAUAGGCUGUGGUCAGUCCGAGCGUCCAUGGUCCUGUUUAGGAGUUUGAUUUUACACAAAAGAUGACAGUGACUCACUGGAAAAUUCUUGGCUAAUGCUGAUGCUAGCUAGUUUGUGACUGUAAUGUUAUUUGAGAGGGACUUGUUUAACAGCAUAAAUCAGCUCACCACUUGAGUAACACACCUUCUGACAGAGCAGUGCCUACAGCUAGCUUAACCCCCGGGGAAUGUUGAUGACAUCAGCUGCAAAGUAUCAAUGGGGAAAAGUACAUGUUUUCUGCUUAAGCCCUGCAUGCAGCUGCUCGUAUUCAAUGAGUGUUAUUGCUUCAAAUGGACAUAACUGAAGUUGAAGUUUUGCUUUGUUUUAAAUACUGCCCCCUGUAUCUGCUUAAAGAUUUGUAUUUUUAUAUUAUAGAAUAGUUUGGUUGGAUGUCACAUCAAGACAUGGCCUGGUUUAUGGUUAAUAUCUCUGGAAUUACUGGGCCUGAUUACUGACUUAGACCUGGUUUAGUCUUGGUUUGGUCCUGGUUUAGCCCUGGUUUAGCCCUGGUUUAGUCCUGGUUUAGCCCUGGUUUAGUCCUGGUUUGGUCCUGGUUUAAUACUGGUUUAGUCUUGUUUUGGGUCCAUUCAUUGCUCCUCGUGUGACACUAUUACAUCACAUCCAGGAGGUUCACGUUGUGACUCGACUGAAGUUUGGAAUCUGUUAUUUGGAUAAAUUAUGCUUUAAUCAUUAUUGAAGAGUUAAUUCCCACUGUGACCAUAUUGUGCAGUCCUUGAGCAAAACACUCAUAUACAGAACAUGCUUCCUUAUAUUGCUGUCUGCACCUUAAAUACUAAUACUAAUAAUAAUAAUAAUACUAAGGCUCAAAGGGCAUCUGUCAUUACCACAGACUCUAUAAAGAAGUGACUAAGUGAGUGUGAUGCCGCCACAGCUUCAGCUCCAAAUGAAGCUCAUCAAGUUAUAGGGGAUGAUUUGGAGCAGAGUUUCAUAUUUAAAAUUCUGUCUGUGAGUAUCAUAGCAACCAAAGAGCCAAUCUGGAGCCAGACUGUUGAAGGUAACGCCCCUUCCCGCCAACACCACUGGUUUAGCAGAGAGCAACACUGUCAGUCAAACCUGUUGCUAAUGUUAGCAGGAGCGACCUCUGGGAAAGAAGGCGCCUGAUUUGUCUGUUAUUCAUGUUCAUAUCUUGAUUUACAGACACAAUAGUGAAAUAAAAACCCCAGGAUCAUGUAGAGUGGGUUAAUAUGAACAUUUAAGACCAAAAUGACGAGUCUGACAACAGCAGUUACAGAGAGAGGACACAGUUUUUACACAGAAAGUGAAUUGAAGUGCGCUAAUGAUCACUUCUUGUUUGGAACGUGGCAGCUAGCAAUUUAGCGCUUUCCAUUUAUAUAUAUAGUCUGUGGUUAUGACCUUAUUGGGAGCCUGCUCAUAUCUUUAUAUUUUGCUUUGCAUUCACAUAUUUUUUUAUUGCAUGUCAUUAAAACAUUAUUCAGAGCCCAGGUGAGGUUAAAGGUGAGGUUAAAGUGCCUGUGACGGGUUUUCAUGUGUAACUACAGAGCAAACCAAGCACAGUAUCGUGUAUCAAACUCAUGUGGGUCCUGAACCAGCUGUUGAGAACCGCUGGCUGAUGCUUUGGUGCUGUUCUUUCUUUGCUAAAACAAUUUGACAUGUUUUGAUUAUAUCUGCAGAAUGUCAGCGUUUUUAACCAUUGCAAUAUUUCAUUUAACCAUUAAAGGACUUAUAAAUAGUC